UCUCCAACCUCCAGACAAUAAAAACAAGGCGAAGCCCGCACACAGACCGACGGCAGCAGCAUCUCCAUUCAACCAGCCCUGGUGCUCCGGAGCCCCCCAGUGUGAGGCGGUUCAGAGCUCUCAACCCCGCCGAGGGCAGGAGUAUGGAUACAUGGCCGCCGAGCUGCAGGGACUAGAGAUGUAGUUGCGAGGAUGCCGGCCAACUACAUCUCUCGUGUGCUCCUCUUCGUGUGGAUCUGCGCGCUUUGGGAGGCGCUGGCCAAAUCUCUUCCAGAUCAGGGAGCAUUUGAGGUGCAAAUCAAAGUCCAGGUGUUCGACAACAGCGACCUGUCGCCGCUGGCCAACGCCCACGUGGAAGUCCAUGGCAACCAGACCGUGUUGGCGUCCAGCCGGGCCGGCAGCGAUGGCGUCCUGAGAGUCAACUUCCUGUACCGCACGGGAACCUGGGUCAUCAUUACGGCCUCAAAACAAGACUACGUCACCAACUCGGUGCCCUGGCACUCGAGCCGGAUCCCCUUGUAUGCAUCAGUCAGCCUGUAUCUCCUCGUUCAGAGGCCAGGAACCCUCAUUCUGUACGAUGACGUCCUGCAGGUGCUGUCUGGGUCACCAGGAGCUCGUAACCAGCCGCUGGUGCAGCUGCAGAGGAAGUCCCUUCAGCUGCCGUCCAACUCCAACUACACGGCGCUGUCGGCUGCGCUGACCACGGCCAGGACGCAGUAUGAGAUCGGGGGGUUCCCGUUCCUCCUGGGCCAAGAGACCAACAGCUCAGGUGCAGAAACCGGGUGGACGGACUUGACGGGUUUGGCCGUGGUCAGCAUCCAGCUCUUCGACAAAGACGGCGGCGCGAUCCAGGUCUCCGAUCCGAUCCACAUCUCUGUGCCGCUGCCGUCCGACACCCGCAACAGGAUGGCCACGAGUGUACCUGCUUGGCUGUAUCAGCCUAAGACGGGACUGUGGGUCAGGAACGGGACCGGAUACAUCAAAAAGGAGGGAAACCAGUUCAUCUGGAACGUUGUGGUUCCUCAGAUGGGAUACUGGUUAGCCGCCUUCCCUUCGUCUUCAGGAUUGGGUCUGUCUCAUCCGGGCUUGAGGGACAUCACUACCUACCACACCCUGUUCCUGCUCUCCAUCCUGGGCUCGCUGGCCCUGCUGGUGCUCAUCCUGCUCUGUGUGCUGCUCUACUACUGCAGGUGUGGGGAGCGUAGGCGCAGGCGGAAGUGCUUAAAACCUCGUCGACAGCAAGGGAAACCCCACACGGCCAAUCUGAACGGCGCUAAGCGAGACCAGGGUACGUCCACGUCGCGCCUCAAUCUGAUCUGCGGAGGCCACGCAGAGUCCGGACCCUCUAACGACAAAUCCGAAAUGUCCCCAUCUCGAGACUACCAGAGCUCGAGGGAGGACUUGACCAAACACGUUCCAGCUCACAUGUUGCGACACGCGAAGGGAAAGAACGCGUCGGGUCCACAACGUGGUGAAAGCUUCCCCAUGAAGGUCACACGGGCCACAGAAACCAACAACCUGGACAACCCUUUGCUGCAUGAAGACUACAACCGGAGCUACAGCCCCAUGGAGGGCAAGGAGUCCGAAUAUCACCGACACCACAACGCCAACGACAAUCGAGGAUACUCCUCCGAUCCGCCGUCCCCGCCUCGCUUCCAAGGCUAUGUGCCGAGCCAGUCGGACAAACCGCCAGAAUAUUCGGCAGCAGCUGCGGACAGUCUCGCCAGACCCACGUCCCUCAACACCCAACCAGGUCAGAUCAUCUUCUGCAGCUCCAUUGACCAGAUGAAGGAGAACAUGUACCGGAGCAUGGUGCCGACCCUCGUCAUCCCAGCCCACUAUAUGCGCCUGCCCUCCGAGUUCUCCGGAAAAGACGGCAAAGACCAGAAGGAUCAAGACAAAGACGGCGCUCAGAUGGGAGGAGGCCAGCAGCAUCAUCACCACCACUCCCAGAAACAAGGCCAACUGCAGCAACAGCAGCAAGGCGGAUCCCAAGGCGACGACUCAGAGGAGCCGAGCUGGGCGUCUGACUCCUCCGGUGGACCGGUGACCAUCCCGGUGCUCUUUAACGACUCCACCAUGGCUCAGAUGAACGGGGAACUGCAGGCAUUGACGGAGAAGAAGCUGCUGGAGCUGGGUGUUAAACAGCACCCGAGGGCGUGGUUCAUCUCGCUGGAUGGACGCAAUAACGCUCACGUGCGCCAUUCCUACAUAGAUGCUGGGAAUGACCUCAGUGGUGGCGGCGGUGGCGGCGGUGGUGGAUUCUUAGGUGGUCCCAGCAGCGCUGGCCGAGACGUCAACCUCGAACCACCUCUGGAGUCCCAAGAACGCAAGUCGGCAGUCAAUCGGAAGGGAAAAGACGAGCGCUGGGGGACAGGAGGGCGUAAGGGCCACGGUGUUAGCGGCGGCGGGAAGAGUUACUCCAAGCUGGCCUACCCUGACCACAGCGAGCCCAGCAGCAGCAGCGAGGGACGCCCGGUCUCACCCGAGGAGAACUCCCUCACCCCGCUCCUUGACGAAGGUCCGUCCUCCCGAGGAUCCACCAUCCCCAGAAGGGGACGCAGCCGAGUGAACAGCAGCCGCAGCAGCAACAGCGAGAACCGCCGCGACUCCAUGACGAGCCCCGAGGACGACCCCGAUGACAAAGACGAGAACAAGAAGAGCCCCUGGCAGAAGAUCGAAGACCGGCCUCUGAUGGUCUUCCACCCCAGGAAGUGAGCCUCUUUUGAACUUGGUGAACACUUGGACCUUUUAACAAUCUUUUUGGGGAUCUGAGGGGGAAUCUGUCCACAUCAAACAUGGAAGAAGAGCGAUGUUUUCACCGAGAGAGAUCGCGAUAAGCACAACCACGCUUCACUGGUCCAUUUUCAGGUUGUUGUCUGGCCUUUGUGUUCCUGGUGAGGUGCUUUUUGCACUUUCUGAUGACUCUCGUAGUAUCACUGUCACUUAAUCCUUCUGGUUUCCACUGAGAUGAUCUGUUGUGUACUGAAACCUUCCCAGUUUGUUGUGAAUUCUGUCACCUUUCACACCACUGAACCAUCGUCUGAGCCAUCGCAAAUACUGACUGUGGAAAUAGCCAUUUUAUAGAGCAAAAUAUAAGAAUAAAGCACUUACUAAUAAUUUGAUAAUCGAUUGAUUGAUACUUAACAAGUAUUUGAAAGUGGAUGACCUUUCUUUUUUAUGGGUUUGUUUAGGUGAAUUAGAUUCCCUUCCCUGGAUAAAGGUUCAUAUUAAUGGAUGUGUUUCCUUGACUACUUCCCUAAACUGUAACUCGGAUAAGUUUUCUUUGAAGGAAACGAGCUUGAAUAUGUAGUCAACCUUUGUUUUCUUGAGUCCCUGUGAACGGAUAAUGCGAUCUCUAAAGUCCGACUUGCAUUUUGCUCCUGCAGGGAUGUACUUCCUCUUCCUCCUGUACUGUGUUCAUGUGUUCAGAUUACUUAUUCAGACAUUUAAAAACGUCAUCCUUUUCUGUUAUCGAUUUAUCGCAGCGAUCUACAAUUCUGCCAAAAUCUUCUGCCUUUCUCCCGUUGUUGAGAGAUUUUUCGAGGCCAACAGAAGACAUCUUUUUCGAUUAGUUUUGUUGUGUAAAUAGAUUCCCGGACGUUUGAAAGACCAUUUUUUUUUGGUAUAGAAAGGCUGCAUGCAUACAAUAUGAAUGUAUGAAAUAAACAGAAAGGCACCAAAAGGCCCCCCCACAGUUCUUCGGGCUCAUGCGUUGACAAACUCCCUCGAAUCGCCAAGAGAAAGUAAGACACGGCUGAGCAGAAAAACAUCACUUUACUUGAAGACUCACCUGUUUAAUAUUCUGCUGAGAUUUACAGGGGGUUGUUUUAGUCGACAGAGCCUGUACCACUUCUCUCCUGUAAGUGCCUUCUUUCACAUAGGAUCGAGUGAUAGGCAUGCAGGUCCCUUUUUAAAAACAUAAAUACAAAUAAAUGCAGUCAGUCGUCACCGAAAACGAAGCUGUCGAUCUCGGCCGGCACUAAUAAGCACACUGCAUUGUGGUUAACAAUGACUCGCGUCACUCUGGGGAGCAUGCCUGCCAAAAAAAACCAACACCUUUUCUUGCGGCUGUUAACGUCCUUGAAUAUCUUGAUUUUAUUGUAUCUAUUCCUCUUUUUUCACCAAACUUGUAAAUGGUAUGAUGAACUAUAUGAGAUUUUAAUGUGUAUACGAUGUGCAUGUAACAUGUAGAAUAGGGUGUUUUUUUCAAUGAAAACCUUCGAUCCAGGAUGUUUGGCACCAUAAUGUGACGUGCACUGAUGCAUUGAAUUGCCAAAUGAACUCGGUUAUAUGAAGACACGCUGAUUUUAAUUUUAUUUUUAUUUUCCCUUAAUCCAGUUCUAACAAAAAUUCACUUCCGGUCGUAAUUGUUUACAACAAUAACAUACUGACCAACACGCGCCCGCUGUUACUAGCAUCACCACUGCCUACGACGCAUCAACAACUGUGAACUUAAUUAUGUCAUCUAGCAGAUUCGUAAUUAACAAAAAGCUCCACGGUUUAUAAAACUUGAAGGUUUUUUUUUUGUUGUUUUUUUAUUUCCAGGUUGCAACGGAGUAUUAGGGCCGGACUAAAACUUUUUGGAAAUUACGAGAAUAAAGUCGCAAUAUUUAAACAGUUUUGCUGGAUGAGCAAAUAAAAUAUUCUUGUAAUAUUACGACUUUAUUCUCGUAAAGUUACGACUUUAUUAUCGUAAUGUUACGACUUUAUUCUCGUAGAUCUAAUGUUACGACUUUAUUCUCGUAAUGUUACGAUUUUAUUCUCGUAAUGUUACGAUUUUAUCGUAAUGUUACGACUUUAUUCUCCUAGACCUAAUAUUAUGAGUUUAUUAUCGUAAUGUUACGACUUUAUUCUCCUAGACCUAAUAUUAUGAGUUUAUUAUCGUAAUGUUACGACUUUAUUAUCGUAAUGUUACGACUUUAUUAUCGUAAUGUUACGACUUUAUUCUCCUAGACCUAAUAUUAUGACUUUAUUAUCGUAAUGUUACGACUUUAUUCUCCUAGACCUAAUAUUAUGAGUUUAUUAUCGUAAUGUUACGACUUUAUUAUCGUAAUGUUACGACUUUAUUCUCCUAGACCUAAUGUUAUGACUUUAUUAUCGUAAUGUUACAACUUUAUUCUUGUAGACCUAAUAUUACGACCUUAUUCUCAUAAUCCCCCCCGAAAAAAAUUCUCUUAGUCUGGGCCUAAUACUCCGUCGUACCAGGUUGAUUUAUUGAAGUGAAAAUCUUGAAAGCUGUAUAAAAGUCACGCUGACUUGUUGGUCCUCUUUCACCAUUUGCUUGCUGUUCAUACGCCUGUGUCAGUAGCCUACAGUACAAACUGAAAAUGUGAUGUAAUUCAGAGUCUGAAGAGUAAAAAACAGCCAUGAUUCCUACUGAACUGUCGUGUCCCACUGCUGUAAAUGUACGUUUUUUGGACCAGAUAUGGAAUUAAUUAUGAGUUGUGCAUUUGUGGCUUUUUCCUGGCUUGUUUUUGUUGGUUUCACAUGAGGAAAAUCUGUUUUCUCAGUAGGUUUUUUUGUGAACUGGAUCCCUGAGAGGACACGUUAAACCUUCCUUUGUUGGAUUUUUAUUUUACAUUUUGUUUUGGUAGUACAACCACACGUGAGGGUCGGGAGGAGAUUGAACUGUAGGCCUUCAUCCUGUGCAGUAAAAUCAUUUGCUUCAUAAACCUGGUCAGUUGUUUGUAAACUGUAAACUGAUUCUUUCUGUACAUGAGACGAAAUAGAAAUAAAUUUGUUCCCACGGUC
This is a messenger RNA of Dicentrarchus labrax (European seabass), 5754 nucleotides long. RefSeq names its product protein FAM171A2. Bases 193 to 2718 code for a protein of 841 amino acids. NCBI's taxonomy places the organism in Eukaryota, Metazoa, Chordata, Actinopteri, Moronidae. The transcript has 8 exons. The record is from RefSeq and is a predicted model, not a curated record.